This is a messenger RNA of Phyllopteryx taeniolatus (common seadragon), 1761 nucleotides long. RefSeq names its product growth arrest-specific 1a (gene gas1a). The transcript has a single exon. Bases 288 to 1079 code for a protein of 263 amino acids. Gene Ontology annotation, biological process: regulation of cell cycle. The record is from RefSeq and is a predicted model, not a curated record. NCBI's taxonomy places the organism in Eukaryota, Metazoa, Chordata, Actinopteri, Syngnathiformes, Syngnathidae.
GUGGUGGAGAGGAAAAGGGGGGGGGGGGGUUGUAAUGGAGCGCUGAGACGGAAUGAUUUGUCCAUUAAAAAGUCCUGCAAACAACUUCGGGCGUCUCGUGUUUGGGCUAAAUGGGCACGCGGAGUGUCGACGGAGCCGGGAUUCCACGGCGGCCUGUUGAACGGGCUGAGAUUUUCGGAUUCUCCUUCUUGGAAGUUGGCGUUCGAGUUUGCCUCAUGACUCCGCUGUGAGUUUCAGCGUCCACCGCCGCCGCCACCACCGCCGCCACCGCCACCACCGCCAUCACCAUGGCAAGCUUAGGCGCGCUGGCACGGACCCUCUGCGGCUCCCUCGGCCCACUAACGUGCGUGCUUUUGCUCGUAGCGUGCUUGUCCGCCGCCUCGCCGCCCCACGGCCGCAGACUCAUCUGCUGGCAGGCCAUCUUCAACUGCCAAACGGAGCCCGAGUGCAAUUACGCGUACGAUCACUACAUGCGCGCUUGCGGGCCGGUGCUGAACGGGGACAGGAAGAAGUGCCCCAGUCAUUGCAUCUCAUCCCUUGUGCAGCUCAACUUGACCCGGAACGGACCCGCGCUGGAGGACUGCAGCUGCGGCCACGACCCGGUGUGCACGCGCACCAAGCGGGCCAUCGAGCCCUGCUUGCCACGGACUACCAGCACGGGUUGCACGGAGGCCCGGCGCCAGUGCGAGCGCGACCAGCAGUGCAGCUCCACCAUGCGCGACUAUUUGCACCACUGCGGCAAACUUUUCAGCGGCGCCGUGUGCACCAACGCGUGCCGCAACGUGAUCGCCAACAUGCGCAAAAUCCCCAAGGGCCAGCAGCUGGACACUUGCAUGUGCGACGGGACCGAGAGGGCCAUCUGCGAGUUUGUCAAGAGCAGCAUGAAGGGCCUGUGCUUCGACGUACCGGAGAGGGAGGAGAGCAGCGGCUCGCACGACGGCUACGACCCGGAGGACGACGAGGACUACACGGACUCGGACUACAGGGAAGAGCCGGAGAGUGGAGCCUCUCUUCCUGAGGGCCACCGGGGUUUGACCCUGCUGCUGGCCUCCAUUUUGGCUCUGAUGCCCCUCUAUUGAGCAUCAGCCUCCUGUCAAAAGUUGGACGACUGCAUGCACAUUUGAAUAAGGACUUUAGCGGAUUAUAUUUUCUAUGCAAAUGGCAACAGAGGGAUACUUUUUUUGUAGCUCGCACUCACCAGAUGCUCGGCUCAUACAUGAUAAAAACGAAAUGAGAUUGUUCUACUUUUCACACAACAAAGCCCGCGGCAGUAUUUAAAUCGACAUCAUGCUGUGCACUGCCAAUCUUUUUUUUUUUAAUUGUUUUUAAAAGAUAUGAGUUAUUUUUAUAUGACUGACUGUUGCCUUUAUGGGGCAUAUGAUUUACAAGUAUUUAAUGCUGGAAUCUAAAAAAAUUAAUUAAAAAAAACAACUUGUAAAUAGCAGAAGGGUUAAAGAGGAUAUAAUUUAUUACAUGCCAACUAGUCACAUCCAAAUGUUCUUCUUGUGAAUACAAGACUGAGAAUUCCAGCUUUAAAGGGAAGUUAUUAUCACCUGUAUUCUCUUGUACAUUGUAUAUAUGUGUAUAGCCAAUAUAGUUUUUUUUUUUUUUCCUUCAUCCCCAGAGAAUCGUCUAUGGUGCAGGCUAUGUGCUGAUUUAUUGACUGUGCGUAGCCUAUAGAAAGAAAUGUCUAAAUCCACUGUAUGGUUGCCUUAAUGAUACACUUUUAUAGAAGGCAUAAAGGAAAACUUGAAUACAUCA